Plasmodium knowlesi strain H is the source of this 825-nucleotide messenger RNA. RefSeq names its product rhomboid protease ROM10, putative. The record is from RefSeq and is a predicted model, not a curated record. Lineage: Eukaryota; Apicomplexa; Aconoidasida; Haemosporida; Plasmodiidae. The coding region runs from base 1 to 825 and encodes 274 amino acids. Gene Ontology annotation, cellular component: membrane. Gene Ontology annotation, molecular function: serine-type endopeptidase activity. Gene Ontology annotation, biological process: proteolysis. The transcript has 8 exons.
AUGAACUUCUUUUCUAACGCAUCCAACAACUCCAAGUUCAGCAAAUCCAAAGAUGGGAGCUUGCUCACGUGUAAAUAUACUAUGUCCUUUAACAAGACGUUCAAGAAGGACAUUGCAUUCAUUCAGAUUUUAUUUCCGUCCCUUACUGUGAAGAGUAUUACGACUUCCUUUUUCCUGCUCCUUUAUUUUGCCUUCUUUAUUUUGAAUGUGUGCAAUUUUGACAGGGGGGCCCCCCUCUAUCUAAGCGAACCUGUGUUGAAACAAUAUGGCAUGAGCAGGAAUUCCGUUACGAACAACCACCAGUAUUACAAAUUAUUGACGGCCACCUUUCUCCACUCCAACGUUUGGAACUUAAUAAUUAAUGCGUACUAUCUAAUGAACAUAGGAAUUAUCGUCGAGAAGAGCUACGGGAAGACACAUUACAUGGGCAUAAUGAUUUUAAGUGCUCUUUGUGGGAACUUGCUCCUCUGUGCUACUUCCAAUUGCGGGAGCGUCUACAUGGGAAUUAGCACAAUUUUGUCCGGAUUCAUGGGCCUCUUUCUGCAGGAAAUUGUUGAAAACUACAAGAAAUUGACGGACAGAUGGAGCAUCAUUGGGAACUACGUAUUUGCAUUGCUGUCCCUUUAUUUGACCAUAUCGAUGUUUUCUUUUAAUGGAAACAUCUUGGGAAACCUCGGAGGGAUUUUCGGUGGUUUCUGUUAUCCAUACCUCACUAAAAAGGACACCUUCCACGGGCAGGAGAAGAAAGUGAGACUUACCCUGGCCGUUCUGUUGACACUACUCCUGAGUUCAACCCUGAUCAGUUUGAUUGUAGCCAAGUGUUAA